GAAAAAUUACGACCACACGCAUAACAUCAGCCGAAGAAGCUUCAUCAGCAGCAGCUGAGAGCAGCACUGGCAUUAGCGGCAAUACAAACAGACAAUUAUUGGUAACUGAUCAAAUUUCAUCAUCUACUUCGUCUUCUCAACCAGGGGAAGGUCUACCUCAUUGUUCUUCACCUCCAAGAAAAAUCAGGCGAAUGCAAAUCGGGUUUGGCGGAAUUGGUUACGGCAGUGGUUCAGAAGCCGCUGCAACUUUUGGCUCUUCACUUUCCUCAAUUAAAUCUGUUGGCCAACGCUUAAAAGACGCCUCUUCUAGAGGAAAUAAAGAUGUUAGUAUUGGAGGAACGGCAGUAGCACUUAAUGGGACUUGUGUGACAGCAAAAGGAAUUUUGCCACAAAAAGAACAACGAAAUUUACGUUUUCCGUUGGUCUUGACCGAAUUGCAAAAAAAUACUGUCAGAGUUAUUGGUCAAUAUUUACGUGAACUUGGAAUGCAUGAUACCGUUGAUUCUUUGGUAGAAGAGACUGGUUGUCGUAUUGAAAAUCCUCUUUCUAUGAAAUUACGAGAAUCUAUACAAAAUGCACAAUGGCAAAAGGCUUUAGAAUUAAUUGAAAAGAUUCGUUUUCAUUUAACCGAGAAACAAUAUUUUGCUGUACGGGUAAUUCUUUUGGAAGAGAAGUUCAAGGAAUUGGUUGCUCGUGGAGAGAAUUUAACUGCCCUUCGUGUACUUCAAAUCGAAUACCCAAAAUGUCAGGAACUUCGUUCUCGACUAGAACUUCUUUCAACACAAUUAUGUUCUAGUGCAGCUUCACAAAUCUUUCAAAGGGAAUGUGCUGACAGUGAAACAGUUAGCAUUCAUAUAUUAAAUGUCCUUAGAAGGUUAUUACCUCCAAGCAUUAUGUUGCCUCCAAAUCGCCUUCAAGAACUUUUAAAGCAAUCCUGGUUAUACCAAACAAAACAAUGCGAUCUACACGUGCUUUCGCGAGAACAAAAUGUUCUCGAUGAUAGAGCGAUUCUAGUCGAUCACCAAUGCUCUAGCCGAGAAUUUCCUUCAAAAAAUACUUGUACUCUUUAUAUGCACAAUGCAGAAGUCUGGUGUGUUAAAUUCUCCCCUUGUGGUCAUUUUAUCGCUUCUGGUGCUAAAGGAAAUCAAGUUUUGGUUUGGAAAGUAGAAAGUCCAACCAAAGUUAAUGUAUUCCAAAGUAUGCAAAUUUUACAGGAUGUCCAUGCAAUUGGGAGUAUUUCUUGGAGUUAUGAUAGUCGAUAUCUUGCCGUUUGUGCAGCAGAACAGCCAAACGUGACUGGCUGUUUUAUUUAUUAUGUGCCUAGUGGUCGUUUAGUUAAAGAAUAUACUCGUUUUACUGGAGAUUCUUUUGCUUCUGUUUCAUUUUUUAAAGACAAAAGCCACAAAUUGGCAUGUGCUGGCCAGAAAGGACAUUUCCAUGUUUAUGUGAGUUUUUAG
This is a messenger RNA of Meloidogyne enterolobii, 1457 nucleotides long. Lineage: Eukaryota; Metazoa; Nematoda; Chromadorea; Rhabditida; Meloidogynidae. The record is from the annotation of a GenBank genome assembly.